AUGAAACAGAAAGACGACAUACAUCCUCUCACGUUUGGACUUCUGGACGCUCCUGUUGCUCUUCUCUGUCCCUUCAGAAGUGGACACACAGUCCCAAGUCUGGUCUAUAACUACACCCUGUCAGGGGUCCGGAGAGACGAGCGCGGCUGGGAACCCUGCGUGGACACAGGAGCUCAGGGAAUCAUGGGACAGAGCUGGAGCAGCGCUACACAGUUAGCUGAGGAGAGCGAGUUUGGAUCGUGCUGUUACGGUUUCGCUCUGACCUUUAUAAACCACAUGCGCUCGCUGGAUGGGAAAGUGUCUCUGAGCCGAGACCAGUUCACAGGAUCUCACCUUCUGCCCAGAAUGAAGACCGUGUCGCUCUACGUCAACAUCCAUCAUGCAAUAUUACAACAUGGAUUUUACAUCGCUGACGCUCCGCAUGACAUGUGA
Molecule: messenger RNA, 432 nt
Organism: Sinocyclocheilus grahami
Lineage: Eukaryota; Metazoa; Chordata; Actinopteri; Cypriniformes; Cyprinidae
Product: MKRN2 opposite strand protein-like
Exons: 4
Coding region: 1-432 (143 amino acids)
Source: RefSeq, a predicted model, not a curated record